AGUUUUUCCACGCCUGAGGAGAAGAGCCAGGCCAGCUAAGGCUUCCGUUUCAAUGUCCAUUAUGGGAGCAAACAACUUAUUUGUACAACCUAAACACUGACUUAAUUAAAUAGAAAGCAAAGCAGUGAUUCCUGACAGGGCUGAAUUUCAGUCAAGUUGUGAAACGCCACAGUGCAUCCAGAAGCAGAGACGGACAAGUUGAACUGAAACCUGGGAACACGUAAGGGGCGUUGGACCACUGCGUCUCAGCCAUUUUAUUCUCCAGAAAAUUGGCAAGAAGAUCUGGGACUCAGGGUGAGAGAGGAGAAAUGGAAAGUUCCCCGUGCGUCUCUAUUUUCUUGGUUUUGUGCAUCUUUAUCCAAUCAAGUGCCCAUGGACAGAGCCUGGGAUUAGAGCUACUGGGAAGAAGAUCUCGAGCUGCUGAAACAAAGGAAACAUUGCAGGAGACAAAAACCACCAGAUUCCUUCUCUUUAGAGAAGAAACCGAUCAGGGCUGUCAGAUUCGGCUCGAUCACCUAGACACGUUACAGCAGUGUGGCUUCAACUCCUCUCUGCCCCUGGUGAUGAUAAUCCACGGCUGGUUGAUGGAUGGCUUGCUGGAAGACUGGGUCUUGCAGAUGGUGGCGGCACUGAAGUCUCAGCUGGCCCAGCCAGUGAACGUGGGGCUGGCAGACUGGGUCACCCUGGCCCACAACCACUAUACCAUGGCUGUCCGCAACACCCGCCUCGUUGGCGGGGAGAUCAAGGCUCUUCUCCGGUGGCUGGAGGAAUCUGUUCAUUUUUCUCCAAGCAAGGUUCAUCUAAUUGGGUACAGCCUGGGUGCACACGUCGCCGGAUUCGCUGGCAGUUACAUGGGCAGAAAGCACAAGAUUGGGAGAAUUACAGGGCUGGAUGCAGCGGGACCUUUGUUUGAAAGAGCUUCUCCCAGAGACCGUCUUUCACCGGAUGACGCCAAUUUUGUGGACGCCAUUCACACCUUUACCCGGGAGCACAUGGGCCUGAGCGUGGGCAUCAAAAGGCCCAUAGCGCACUAUGACUUCUACCCCAAUGGGGGCUCCUUCCAGCCUGGCUGUCACUUGCUAGAGCUCUACAAACACAUUGCAACGCACGGCUUGAAUGCCAUCACCCGGACCAUCAAAUGUGCCCACGAGCGGUCAGUGCACCUGUUCAUCGACUCCGUGCUGCACCCCGGCAUGCAGAGCACGGCCUACCUGUGCAAGGACAUGGACAGCUUCAGCCAGGGCCUGUGCCUGAGCUGCAAGAAGGGCCGCUGCACCACGCUGGGUUACUACACCCACCAGGAGCAGCAGAGCAAGAAGAGCAAGAGCCUCUUCCUGAUGACUCGAGCCCAGCCCCCGUUCAAAGUUUAUCAUUACCAGUUCAAGAUCCAGUUCAUCAACCAAACUGAGAAACCAGUAGAACCAGCUUUUUCCAUGUCACUCCUUGGAACUAAAGAGGAAAUGCAGAAAAUUCCCAUCACUCUGAGCAAAGGAAUUAUUAGUAAUAAAACCUAUUCCUUUCUUAUCACGUUGGAUGUGGAUAUUGGUGAGCUGAUCAUGAUCAAGUUCAAGUGGGAAAACAGUGCAGCGUGGGCCAAUGUCUGGAACACGGUCCAAAUCAUAAUUCCAUGGGGAAGAGAGCCUGUCUACUCAGGCCUUGUUCUGAAGAGCAUCAAAGUCAAAGCAGGAGAAACCCAGCAAAGAAUGACAUUUUGCCCAGAAAACAUGAAUGAUCUACAACUUCACCCAACCCAGGAGAAAACCUUUGUGAGAUGUGAAGCAAACUCUAAAAAAUUGAAACGAAAGAUCAGAUGAGCUUUCAUGAAGACCCAAUAUGAAAAUAAAUGAUUUUAUUCCUUA
Molecule: messenger RNA, 1859 nt
Organism: Sus scrofa (pig)
Lineage: Eukaryota; Metazoa; Chordata; Mammalia; Artiodactyla; Suidae
Source: RefSeq, a predicted model, not a curated record